UUUUAAUAUUAUUAUUAACUAAAACCACGCUCGUUGUUUUUCUUGUACUGGUACUUCCAUCACCUCGCAAUGGCCGGUUUGUUGCGCAAGUUUAGGAAGCACGCUGAUGUAGAACAUCCGGCACCGUCAAAACCCGUUCCAGUCGAUUCUCCUCCUCCUUCACUACCACCUCUCUUUGCUAGAUUCGCGACCUCCUCUUCUCUAUUGGAUUCUUGUACAAUGCCCCCACAGGAUGAAUGGGAUCCUUGGAAAGUACUGGCAGAACCUCCACCAGAACUUUCACCGGUACCUUCACCAGAGCCUCCCCGCCAACCUUUGCCCGUAAAGAUACCAGAACCUCCAAAGCUGCCCCCGUUAUUACCUGUCGGUCGCCGCAAGUAUACAGGUCCCGGUUUAUUACCUCAAGUAAAACUCGCCGACCCCGACGCACACCCAAUCCGUGCUGUUUCCACACGACAAGAUCACCUCUCCCCUAUGACACCCAGACACCCCUCAAAAUUCGCAACCCACCCCUCGCAACAAGCAAAUCAGGUCCUUUCAUAUCCCCCGCCGGCUUCUCAGACUCACUUCACUCAAACUCAAAUCUCUCCUCCUCCUUCGAAACCUGGCUCCAGCUCAAGCAGUAGCAGUAAUCAUACGGAUGCAACUCGCUUCACCCACUCCUCUUCAAGCGCGUUUACGUCCACCAGCUCAAUCGCUCCGGCUAUCAAGCACCUUGACGUCACGCGCCCUCAAGGUCGAUCACAAUCUACUUCGGUUCAACCACAAAGAUUGGCGGCAAACCUUAUUAAGCCGGUUAGCCCCCCUUCUAGAUCUUUGACACCUCCCCUGCCGACGCGAACGUACCCGCUGCUAUUACUACCGUCCGAACUACUAGUAAGAUUUUGACUCAGACUCGUCCGUUGUCUGUUGUCCCUCCGUCUGCACGUUCCCCCGUGCUGCCAGACAAAAAUUUGCAACGAAACUUAAUGCCAACUACGACUACGACUGUUAUGACACAGACCGCUACUCGAUCAUCUAAUACUACUCGCUCCAAAGCGACAGCAGUCCCCGCCGUCUUCUACCACCGCUCGGUCGUCAGUAGUGUCAUCUUC
Suillus discolor is the source of this 1094-nucleotide messenger RNA. RefSeq lists its product as uncharacterized. Bases 70 to 888 code for a protein of 272 amino acids. NCBI's taxonomy places the organism in Eukaryota, Fungi, Basidiomycota, Agaricomycetes, Boletales, Suillaceae. The record is from RefSeq and is a predicted model, not a curated record. The transcript is spliced from 4 exons.